This is a messenger RNA of Lodderomyces beijingensis, 2052 nucleotides long. The record is from the annotation of a GenBank genome assembly. Lineage: Eukaryota; Fungi; Ascomycota; Pichiomycetes; Serinales; Debaryomycetaceae.
AUGUCCACUGAAAGUUUCCAAUUGUUAGCUCACGACCAAAAGUACCCCACAUGGGAUAUUAGUCCCAGUCAAGUCAAGCAGCUUGCAAAAGAACUUGCCCAGAAGGAGACGGAGCUUUUUGAUCAAAUUGCAAAGGUGACGGACCCCACAAUCGAAAACACCUUGCAACCGUUUGCCCAGUUCUUUAAUGAAAACAGUUUCCCCGAGAACCAACUCACUUUUUACCAGCACGUCUCGACAGACAAGUCCUUGCGGGACGCGUCCACCGAGGCAGAGGAGUUGUUGGACAAGAACUCAAUCGAGCAGUGGUCUAGAGAAGACGCUUUCAAGACUUUUGAAAAGUUGAAUGCAGCGUUGGAAAAAGCCACCUCCACUGUUGACCCGGAGUCAUUGAGGUACGUUUCCAAAACCCUCACUUCUUUCAAAAGGAACGGUUUGGCCUUACCCGCGGAGCAAAGAGAAAAAGUGAAAAAAUUGCAAGUAGAGUUGAGCAAUUUGAAAGUGCAGUUCUCCAAGAACUACAAUGAAGACGACGGCUUUAUCUGUUUCACCGAGAAAGAGCUUGCUGGUGUUCCGCAGAAUGUUUUGGAACAAUUCCAAAAAAUCGAGGAAAACGGCGAAACUAAAUUAAAAGUAACGUUCAAGUACCCAGACAUCUUUCCUGUUUUCAAGUACGCCGAAAAUGCCGACACCAGGAAAGCUGCCAACAUUGCUUAUGGCAACAGGUGUGCCGAAAAUGACGAGAUUUUGGCCAAGAUCAUCCGAAUCAGAUACGACAUUGCCAAAGAGUUGGGAUACGAUACAUUUUCAGAUUAUGUUUUGGAGGAGAGAAUGGCAAAGAAAAAGGACACCGUUUUGGAUUUUUUGGAUGACUUGAGAACUAAAUUGAAACCCGUUGCUGAGAACAAUUUAAAAGAGUUGAAAGAGCUUAAAAAAGCAGACUUGGAGAAACGUGGAUUGGCAUCCGACGACAACUUUUACGCAUGGGACUUUAAUUUCUACAAUGAAAAGCUCUUGGCUGAGAAAUAUCAAGUUGAUAACAAUAAAAUUGCCGAAUAUUUCCCCUUGCAGUCGACCAUCGACAAGAUGUUGCAAUUUUACGAAAUCAUCUUUGACAUCAAAUUCGUCAAGCUUACCCCGCAAUCCAAUGACACCUGGCAUGAAGAUGUGCAGCAAUACGCCAUAUUCCAGAACAUCUCAAAGGGAGAAAUCGAGCACAUGGGCGCGAUUUACUUUGACUUGCACCCAAGAACGGGGAAAUAUGGCCACGCCGCCAAUUUUGGGCUUGGUCCCGGUUACUUGAAACAGGACGGCAAGACUCGCCAUGCGCCAGUUACGGCACUCGUGUGCAACUUCACCAAGCCAACAAAGGACAAGCCCUCUUUGCUCAAGCACGAUGAGGUGGUUACCUUUUUCCACGAGUUGGGCCACGGCAUCCACAACAUCUUGUCGCAGACUAAAUACGCACGGUUCCAUGGCACGAGCGUAGAACGAGAUUUCGUUGAAACUCCAUCGCAGAUGUUGGAGUAUUGGUGUUGGUCCAAGGACGAAAUCAAAAAGUUGUCGUCGCAUUACGAGACCGGUCAGCAGAUAGACGACGACUUGGUUGACCAAUUGAUCAAGACCAAGCACGUCAACACCGGUUUAUUCAAUUUGCGCCAGUUGUUCUUUGGCUUAUUUGACAUGAAGGUGCACACGAUCGACACCAAGGAGAAAUUGAGCGAGUUGAAUUUGUUCCAGACGUGGAAUGAAAUGAAGGAUGAAGUCACGUUGCUUCCAAGCGAUGGCAACCCGACUAAAGGCUACGCUUCGUUCGGCCACAUUGCCGGAGGAUAUGAAAGUGGAUACUACGGGUACUUGUACUCCUUGGUGUUUGCUGCUGAUAUCUACUAUACUCUUUUCAAAAAGGAUCCAAUGAACACUGAGAAUGGUGUGAGAUACAGAGACAUCAUCUUGAAACGUGGUGGAUCGAAAGAUAUAAUGGAAAAUUUGGAGGAGCUUUUGGGCAGAAAGCCCAACUCAGAAGCGUUCCUAAGUGAAAUCUUUGGCUAA